This is a messenger RNA of Wyeomyia smithii (pitcher-plant mosquito), 8092 nucleotides long. It is a transcript of the gene axo, whose product is annotated as axotactin. The record is from RefSeq and is a predicted model, not a curated record. The transcript has 22 exons. NCBI's taxonomy places the organism in Eukaryota, Metazoa, Arthropoda, Insecta, Diptera, Culicidae. The coding region runs from base 1821 to 8069 and encodes 2082 amino acids. Gene Ontology annotation, molecular function: serine-type endopeptidase inhibitor activity.
GCGUUAUCAUUAGUCAGUUCGGUUCUAACCGUCGCGGUGUUCAGUUGUUUGACUAUCAGUGACAUAAGCUGGUUUAGUGCUGCCUCUCAGUGAGUGUGUUACAAGAGGGAAAUAUUCCAUUCGGUGUUGUGUGUGUUCAGCUGCGCUCGAAAUAGGCAGUUUUGUAAACUAUUCUGCUGCUGCGUAGGUGGAUCAACUCCACACGUACGUGCAACUAUUUAUGUGACACCGAUGCUUGGAACUUGAAUCUUAACAAAAAGAAUAUCCUGCAAACUUUGGAAGUGACUCCCAUUGCUCAAGUUUGCUCUUUCAACCGGAAUUCGCGUUUUCGAAUGAUACCUCUGGAACCAAGAUCACGGCGGGUCUUCCCAGAGUGAAAACAUAAAAAGCCCCGGUCAUUCAGCGAAGUGCCGUUUGCGGAGCAAGAUCAUCCCCGUGCUCAGUGUUUUUUUUUUUAUUUUUUGCGCCCAGCCAGCCAGCGCGAGAAACUUGUUGAGCAACCUGUAGCGCAGUGUGGGUCAGUGUGUGUGUGUUUGUGUCUUGAUAUUACCACACAAUUUCGAGCAGCGACGACAUCAACUGCUGUAGCAGAACUUAGCCACUCCAGUAGCCGCAACAAUGGCACCAGCAGUGCCGUCCAUCGAAUAGCCGCCAGCCGUGUCCGAUUGUGUGCGUCGUUAUCCCACUAGGUGCAUCGGGAGGCCAAAGUUCGGUCAGGCCUUGAGCUUCAACCUCUGAUUAGAAAAGUUAGCCUCGUCCAGUGAAUGACUGUAUUUUGUGCCGGUUCGGUUGUGCACUACUUUGGCUUGAUGAAUUCAAAUUGAAAAUUAUUCUCAUCAUCCAAUUGUUUCUUGUACCUACGGUGCGAAUCCUCAAAGAAUCAAAGUGGCAGAAGCAAGAAAAGCAGUGACCGAAGACGGAAGUAGGUACCAGUCCAGUGAGAAAGGGUGGUGAAGCCGUACGCCCAUUGCCUGUGAACAACCCUGCGUUCGGGUCGGGUGGGAAAAGUGAUACGGAAACCGCACCGCAGAAAGUGCUUUGUGUUAUUGUGCAAAGAGGAAGUCAUGGUAAACCAGAAGUGCUGACAAUUGAGAUUGUUUGACUUUCAACAGUAUUCUUUUUGUAUUUGGUAAAGCCACGGCUAGGAAUAACGUGCACCGCCUUUCGUGUGAAAGUAAAGUUAAUAUUGCUGUCCGCCUGGCUCGAGUCCACAUCCUUCCCUGCUGAUAAGAAGAAAGAUACUAAUGCGAAGAUAAAAGAGUGCGAUAAGGCAAAAAGUGCGGUGACAAGUGUCAGUUCGGUUGAAAGAGAAAAAAAACGGAAAUGCCAAAGUAAGAAAGGUUCCGCCUCAAGAGCGAAGUUCUUCAACGGCAGUGCAAAGUAUUUUACCAACGGAUGUGAGAAGAAUACACAACAUAGAAAGUGUAUUUGAUAGCCACUCGUGUAUGGAUGAAAGAAAACGUACAGUUUGAGCAGUGAAUUGUGGUGGAAAAAUCGACCGUCUCCUCAAGAAGGAUUAUUUCCGCUUGUAUUUCUGUUCAACUCAUCACGCCGCGCUAACCUGUGUGGGAGACAUUCCCCUCUUCUAACUUCAGCUGUAGUCCAGCAAUCAACAGGCGAGGCACCACCUGGAACAGCAUCGUUAAGGUGUGAUUUCUCGGAAUAUCUUCGGAUUUUGUGAAGGAGGCACAUCCAACGCGCUCGAAGCAACAGGCGACUGCUGCUGAAGACAGGUCAAUAGAAGGCGGCAAACAGCAGCUCACAGACGGGAACAUAUUGUGUGAAACUAGUUCGAGUAAAUAGAAAUCCUUGCUCAAAUAAUGCCCUGCAAGCAUGUCGCAGCUAAACACAGUAGAAACCUCGUCUCGCUCGCAAUCGUCGUUGCCGCCAGUAUCAUCACAGCAGCCAUCGGGGCCCAGGUGGCAUCGGCACUUCCCACCAACUCGGAACCGGCCAAGGAAGGAAUAGUGUACCAGAAAUGCACCGGACCUGGGGAGCCUGGACCUUGUCAGGGUUUUGGGUAUCGGUACCGUUUCGAGAAAACCACCAAUAAUUGCACCCAAUUUAUCUGGGGCGGCUGCGGAGGUAAUCUGCAGAACAAUUUCGAAACGUACGAACAAUGUAUGCAGCAAUGCGCGAAUGAAACACAAACGCAGCCACCGGUGCAACCACUAACAACAACCAGCAGCAGCUCGACGACGUCCGUUCGUACGCAAACACAGGAAACCGCCCUGCCGCAGUACUCCUCCAGCAGCACGGUGGCCCCGGUUCCGGAUGAACUCCGAGGAUCGGAGCUUACGUUCAAGGAGACUGGCCACGAGAAAACGUUCAUGUUUGCCAAGAACAACACGUUCAUCCAGAUGGAUGGGGAAACAAUACAAACAUUCCAAUUGAGAUUAUGCCGUGAAAUAUCAUUCCAAUUUCGCACCCGUCUACCGCACGGUCUGCUGGUGUAUCACAACGUCAAAACCCCAACCGGCGUGAAGCUCGACCCGUACGCUCUGUACGUCAUCGUGGAGAAGGGCCAGCUCAAAGUGGUGCACGUGUUUGGUAACCACUCGACCAGCGUGACCGUUGGCGAGGGCCUCAACCGGGAUGAGUGGCACAGUGUGAUGGUUCGAAUCGAUGUGCAUGGAGCUCGACUAAUAGCUCGGGUUGAUAACCACAAGGAGGAAGUCUAUCUGAAAGGAUUAAAUCAUGAAACCAACUACGGCGUCUCCAUAAACCUGAUGUCAGUCGUACUGGUCGGAGGAUUGAGUUCGGAGGAAAAACUGCACGGCGUCAAGUACAUAAUCGAGUCAUUUGUCGGCUGCAUACGGAACGUGGUCCUGAGCUCGGGAAAGGCCGCCUCGGACCUGCUACCCAUCACCCCGCUGAUUGCGACCAAGCAUGAGAACGUGAAGGAAGGCUGCCGCAACAAAUGCUACUCCCGGCAGAACCUGUGCUUCACCGGAUCCCGCUGCAUUAAUCACUACUAUGACAUCUCCUGUGACUGCUUUGGCACGAAAUACGAAGGCGAACAUUGUGAUAUCUAUACCGCAACAGUAUUAACGUUACGAGGCUCCAGCUAUGUAUCCUACCGGAUCUACGACUGGAAGGACCGGGUGCACGCGCCCGUCACCAGGAUCAGCAUGAUGUUUAAAACGAACUACGAUGAUUCGGCGCUAUUUUACGCUAGUGGAGAAUCGCUCAAACCACAAUAUAUAGCCGUUUCGGUCAAAAACCACUCGGCGUACAUCGAGAUGGACUUUGGCGAUGGCGUUAUGACGGCCAUACUCGGGCAGGACCUCACCAAGCACUACUGGCACAAUCUGACAAUCUUUCACGAGCACAACCAGGUCAAAGCGGUGCUGGAUGACCACAUGAAGAUUAUAGAGAUUCCAGGGGAAAUUCACAAUCUUCUUUUUGAUCCGGAAAUCUACUUCGGAGGCGGCCCGAAUCUUUCCAAGCGAAAGGGGCUAGCAUCUAACAACAACUUUGUCGGCUCUUUGAAGUACGUGUUCUACAAUGAUGUGUCCGUCCUGUUUGAGUUGAAAAAGGGUAAUCCCAAGGUGCACUACAUCGGCGUACUGCAGGAGGAAUUCCACGAAACGGAAGUGGAUAUUAUUCCAAUCACAUUCUCCUACGCCAAAUCCCACAUCUGGUGGCCGAUGAGCAACGAGGACGUUCUUAAUUUGAAAUUUGAUUUCAAAAGCAGCAAGGCAACGGCCGUGUUGGCGUACAGUGAAGUACGCACCAGCGAAGGUCACGGCUUCUGGGAGAUAAGACUCGCUACCGACCGGUUGAGCUUCGACCUGUGUCCGGACGUGACCAGCAACAUCACCCACACCACCUACAUCCGGAUCGACAAUCCGACCUCGUGGCACGCAAUCCAUCUGACGUACGAACGGAACGAGAUUAAAUUUGUGGUCGACUUUCGGCACGCCGUCACGCAGAUGUACGGCCUCUCGUUUAACGUCGGCGAUAAGCUCAUCAUCGGAAGCAGUCUGAAAGCGGCCGCAUCCGGUCUGGUCGGUUGCCUGCGGGAUCUGAAGAUUAAUGGGGUGGAAAUCGAGCCAAGGUUCCUGGUCAAGAGCGAGCGGGUGGUCGGUGACGUCUCACUCGAUAACUGUAAAUACGUCGACCCAUGCAAGAAGCCCAAUACCUGCGAACAUGGUGGAAAGUGUUCGGUUAAGGAUGACGGCAUCAUUUGUGACUGCAAGGAUACCGGUUAUAUUGGGAAAAAUUGUCACUUUACCAACUUUCGCAAGACAUGCGAGGAGCUUGCGUUGCUUGGCUAUUCCAAGUCCGACGUGUACUCGAUUGACAUCGAUGGGAACGGUGUGUUCCCACCGGCUCGGGUCAAGUGCGACUUCCAGAGCUUAGCGAACGCCACCAAGACGAUUGUGGAGCACAACUUACCUUCGCAGGUGGAUGUGCGGUCAUACGAUGAUGAAGAUUUUAGUUUCAACAUCCAGUACAGAGAAUUUAGCGCUGAGAUGUUACAAGAGCUGAUUUCCCACUCGUUAUAUUGCACUCAGUACAUCAAGUACGAUUGUAUCAAAGCUCCACUAGAGCUGCACUCGUCAACGUGGUUUAAGUCUUCGAACAAUAACAACACGGUGGACUCGCUCGGAGAGGUUAAAAGAGGAAGUUGUCCAUGUGCGGUCAAUCGAAACUGUGAGGAUCCCAAUAAUAGCUGUAAUUGUGAUGCUAGUUUAAAUCGAUGGCUGUCGGAUGAAGGCUACUUUAAAGAGCCACCGAAUUUGGGAAUCACUCAGAUGUAUUUUCUGCAGCAGAAGGAAUUGCUAGACGAUGAGUCACAAGGCAGAAUCACGCUUGGGCCACUUGAGUGCGUCGAAACCAACACUCAAAAGUACGUGGUAACAUUCACCACGUCGCAGUCGUACAUCGAGGUGCCGGGCUGGCGCAAAGGGGACAUCGCGUUUUCCUUCCGCACAACCGGCGAAAAGGCGAUCCUCCUGUUUCAACCACCGAUCCGGUCCAACUAUCCGUCGUUCAUGGUAGCCCUGACCGGAGACUACCAGCUAACGUUCAAUUUCACCCUCAACACGGGAACGCCCAAAACACUAGUCAUCAACACGAACCGGAAGCUGAACGGAGGCGAAUGGCACAAGAUUUGGAUCGAUUACAACGAGCAUCACGUGCGAUUUAUGAUUAACACCGACACUCGGAUGGUCGAUUUGCAGCCGGAGGAAGAAUUCGGACCGUUCGAAGGCAGCAUGUUUAUAGGUGGUGCUCCCACAGAAAUUUCCAAAAAGUACACCGUCAAACAGGGUCUCAUCGGAUGCUUCCGAGGUCUGGUAGUAAAUGGGGAAAUUUUGGAUAUUUACAGCUUCAUGUCGGUGCACUUAUCCGAAAUCAUCAAAGACUGCAAACCCUCAUGUGUUCCCAACCCGUGCAAAAGUGGAGCUUACUGCCGAGAGCUCUGGAGUACGUUUGAGUGCGUUUGCAAGAACCGUUGGGCCCAUCUGGGGCAACACUGUGAAACAAAUAUUAACGAGGAUGCACUGACAUUUAUCAGCCGUGAAUCGUACCUGAAGCGUAACUACAUCAGCAACGCCGAGGAGCAGCAGGACGAGCGCGAGAAACUUCGCAGCAUAUUAAAUUCCUCGCUGUUAAUAAAUCUCCGCACCUACGACAAGCAUUCGUUCGUCCUGUACGCGAACGAUCACAACAACAAUUUCAUCCAUCUGUACCUGACGGACGACAGCCAGGUGGUAUACUUGUACAAUUAUGGCAACGAUAUCGUCAAUCUAACGCUGGAACACGCAUCGCUGAACAACGGCAAAAGCAUUCAGGUGGCGGUGAUUCGGACCGAAACCAACACCACCCUGUUUGUGAACGAGAAAAACAUCACCGUUGAGCGGGGACAUUUGCUGCUGGACGAGUACUCCAACAAGCCGUGGACCAAUCCGGAAAUGGAGGUCCUCUCGCCGCACCGGCCACCCGCUCCACCCACCGAAUACUUCCAGUUCAACAUCGGUGGCUUCGAUCCGGCUAACCUGCUCAAGCCAAACCCGGACACGGCGGAGGAACUGCAAGGCUACAUCGGUUGCAUCCGGGGACUGAAAAUUGGCGAUAAUUUGAUUUCACUGAAAGAGAUGGCACUGCAGAAUAAUGCACACGUCACCGAGGGCGUACUGAACGAUUGCCAGAUGAAGUGCGAUGCUGAGCCGUGCAAAAACGGUGGCAUCUGUACGGAGAACUUUGUCAAGCAAGAAAGCACUUGCAACUGCGAGCACACCAGCUUCCUGGGUGAGUUUUGCUCGGACGAAAAGGGAGCAAGCUUCAGCGGUGAGGCGACUCUUCAGCGUAAGUUUGUUCUGGCGGAAAAAGUUGAACAAGUUCGACUGCAGCUGGCAUUCUCCAGCAACGAUAUGCGACGGGUGAACCGGGUGAUGCUGCUGCUGCAGUCCAGGAACGACCGGAGCUACUAUCUAAUGGUUGCCAUCACCCCGGACAACCAUCUUCACAUCGAGGAGGAUCGGGAGGUCGGCACGUACGAGGCCCGCAUCGAGGGAAACUUCAUGGAUGACGCCCGUCAUUCAAUAUUCUACAGCAGAAACGGGGACCGGGCCGCACUGCUGGUGGAUCGGCUGGAAAUUCCUAUCAAACAAGUUCAAAGCAAACCGCUGGUGCAAGUGCAGGAUCCGGGCACAAAUCACGUCCAAGUGGGUGGUGUCAAUACCACAGAUCCUCGCUUCGCAGUGUACAAAAGCUACGACGGAUGUUUGUCGAAUAUUUUCAUCCAGGUCAACAACGAUACAAUGAAACCGCUGGAGGAGUAUAUGCUGUUUACCAAGAGUGAAGCGGAAAUGAUCCACGUUAUCAAUUCCCAGGGCGUCCGGUCGGCACAGUGCAAACAGUUCGACGUGAUCCCAAAGCUGACACCGUUCAACGAGCCGAUGCUCAACAUGACCUCGAGCAUCGACAAAAACUGGGUAGUGGACGCUCCGGCCCGCGUUCCGUACCUGGCGCCCAGCGUAGGACCAUCAAAGGAAGAGGAUAAAACGCAGGUUAUAUUCAUUACACUGACCACCGUAUUCGUAGUCAUUGUCGUGUGCUGUCUGAUCGAAGUGUACCGUUCGGAUCGGAAGUACAAGAAACGGUUAGAGCGGGAAACGGACGAGGGCAUUAUCCUGUCGAAAGAACAGGCAACCAAAAUGCAACUGGAGUCGGUUGGUGCCACCACCCCGAAAGGGUUCAACUAUAAAGCGGUUCCUGUCGAAGAUAAAAAAGACAACGGAAUGACAAAACCAUUGAUUAGUAUUUUGAAAAAUGGCAGUAUUACACCGCCCAUCAAUGCGACUGCAAAAGAUCCCGAUUUAACUCCAAGCGAUAAGGAUAUCCAGGCACUGAGCGGUAUUCGAGACAGUCAAUUAAUGGACCACGAACCGCAGUGGGAAUCGCUGGUCGCUGAAGAAACGGAAGCUCUCGUUAAAUCACGGAGAGAAUCCGGUGACGAUGACGACGACGAAAGCGACGAUGAUGUAAACUCUCAAACCGGCCGAGCGACUGCAAGUCCGCUAGCCAACGGUAACGGAACGGUACCACACUCGGAUCAGGACGAUACCGACACCGACACCGAGCUGCUCGAUUCACCGGAUGCAAUAGAUAGUGAAAUUGCUGCCGUAGAUGUUGAAGAGCCUCUGUCACCGCCACUGCCAACACCACCGCUAUCAAUGUAUCCGAUUGAUUCGGAUGAAACCGCGUACUAUAGAUAUCAGCCUAACAUUGCAGAUCAAGCAAUCCUAGAAGUAGACGAGUCAAAAUCAACCAGCUUUAGUCCCACCGCAGUAGGCGAUAUUGUGGAUGUAGUACCUAGCCUAUCAACAGCAGAAAUAUCCAGCGAUAUCUCACGGCAACCGAAGGUACCGGAGACUCUAGCUAUGCGUACGAAGUACAGACAUCUGGCCCCCGUGUAUCUGGAUGCCGACAGACGACAGUUCGCAAACCCGAUCAGCUACCUCGGAGGACCACGGUUGGAUAAUCGAAACUCAUUAGCGUCACGAUCGAGCUGGGGUGACAGUUUAGUCAGUUUAGACUCUUUAUUAUCGCUGGAUUAGUCGAAAGUACGAUUAGUAAAUUA